GGAGGACGGGAAGCCCCGCUUUGGCACACAGGGAUCGUCUGGGCUUGCAAAGGGAAGAGGAGGGGGGAACGCUCGGCGACCCUCUUCAGGCUGCUAGAAGGUGGAUGCGAAAGGAGGGACGAAGCAAAGAGAAGGCGAGCGGCGCGGCCUGGAAGAGCAAAGCAGCCGGCGGGGGCGAGAGAGAGGACGGGCGGGCUCCAAUUCGCCGACCCGAUAUGGCAGAGAAGAGGAGAGCCUCGCCUUGCACCAUGCUGAGCCUCAAGGCUCACGCGUUCUCGGUGGAGGCGUUGAUCGGAGCCGAAAAACAGCAGCAAUCGCAGCAACAACCGCAGCCGCAGAAGCGGCGAAAGCUGGCCGGAGCCAGUGGGGAAGAGACGCCGUCCGAAGGUAGCGGCGGCGGCGGCCACGGGAGCAGCUGCGACACGGACUCCGGCGAAGGCGCCGGGCAAAGCUCCGCUUCGCCCUCCGGUGGGUGCGAAGAGAGUUUCUUAAAUGGUAUGUCGCCCUCUCUGACUCCUGGAGGCCCCGCCAGAGCUGCCUCGCCCCUGCUCGCCCCGCAAGUGCCUCGGGUGGACCUGCAGGGCGCGGAGCUCUGGAAACGUUUUCACGAGAUCGGCACCGAGAUGAUUAUUACCAAGGCGGGAAGGCGGAUGUUUCCUGCAAUGAGAGUGAAAAUUUCAGGCCUAGAUCCUCAUCAGCAGUAUUACAUUGCUAUGGACAUUGUCCCCGUAGACAACAAAAGAUACAGGUAUGUUUAUCACAGUUCCAAAUGGAUGGUAGCUGGUAAUGCUGACUCACCUGUGCCUCCCCGUGUGUACAUUCAUCCGGAUUCACCUGCCUCAGGAGAGACUUGGAUGCGGCAAGUGAUUAGCUUUGACAAACUGAAGCUUACAAACAAUGAACUGGAUGACCAGGGUCAUAUAAUUCUUCAUUCUAUGCACAAAUACCAGCCACGUGUCCAUGUCAUUCGAAAAGACUGUGGGGAUGAUCUCUCCCCAGUCAAACCCAUUCCUUCUGGGGAUGGUGUGAAGGCAUUCACUUUUCCCGAAACUGUUUUCACUACUGUCACAGCAUACCAGAACCAACAGAUCACCAGACUCAAGAUUGAUAGAAAUCCAUUUGCAAAAGGAUUUAGAGAUUCUGGGCGCAACAGGAUGGGGUUGGAAGCUUUAGUAGAGUCUUAUGCAUUCUGGAGACCUUCACUGAGAACACUUACAUUUGAAGAUAUACCUGGGAUAGCAAAACAAGGAAACUCUGGUUCUCCCGCUUUGCUCCAGGGAUCUGGCAAUGGGGUACCAACCACUCAUCCACAUCUCCUUCCUGGGUCACCUUGUUCUUCUCCUGCUUUUCACCUCACUCCUAAUACUAGCCAGUUCUGCAGCCUUGCUUCAGCUGACUAUACAGCCUGUGCUCGCUCCGGUCUAACCCUUAAUAGGUAUAGUACUUCCCUGGCUGAAACCUACAACAGGCUUACAAACCAAACGAGUGAGACCUUUGCAACCCCAGGAACUCCUUCUUAUGUUGGCGUAUCAAGUGGUUCAGGUGUGAAUAUGCCUGUGACAGGUAGUGACGGUGAUGCAUUCAGUUGUCCGCAGGCGGGCUUAUCAAUGCAAAUUUCAGGAAUGUCUCCACAGCUCCAGUACAUUAUACCUUCUCCAUCUGGCAAUGCCUUUCCUCCAAAUCAGACCCAUCCGAACUCCUACAACACUUUCAGGCUGCAUAGCCCUUGUGCUCUGUACGGAUACAACUUCUCCACCUCCCCCAAACUGGCUGCAAGUCCUGAGAAAAUUGUUUCUUCCCAAGGAACUUUCUUGGGGUCAUCACCAAGUGGAACCAUGACUGAUCGGCAGAUGUUGCCCCCUGUAGAAGGAGUGCACUUACUUAGCAGUGGGGGGCAGCAAAAUUUCUUUGACUCUAGGACCCUAGGAAGCUUAACGCUGUCAUCAUCUCAAGUGUCUGCACAUAUGGUUUGA
This is a messenger RNA of Candoia aspera, 1973 nucleotides long. It is a transcript of the gene TBX18, whose product is annotated as T-box transcription factor 18. Gene Ontology annotation, biological process: somitogenesis; regulation of transcription by RNA polymerase II; positive regulation of DNA-templated transcription. The record is from RefSeq and is a predicted model, not a curated record. NCBI's taxonomy places the organism in Eukaryota, Metazoa, Chordata, Lepidosauria, Squamata, Candoiidae. The coding region runs from base 105 to 1973 and encodes 622 amino acids. Gene Ontology annotation, molecular function: RNA polymerase II cis-regulatory region sequence-specific DNA binding; DNA-binding transcription factor activity, RNA polymerase II-specific. Gene Ontology annotation, cellular component: nucleus. The transcript has 8 exons.